This is a messenger RNA of Thyridium curvatum, 714 nucleotides long. RefSeq lists its product as uncharacterized. Gene Ontology annotation, cellular component: RNA polymerase III complex; RNA polymerase II, core complex; RNA polymerase I complex. The coding region runs from base 1 to 714 and encodes 237 amino acids. Lineage: Eukaryota; Fungi; Ascomycota; Sordariomycetes; Thyridiales; Thyridiaceae. Gene Ontology annotation, biological process: DNA-templated transcription. Gene Ontology annotation, molecular function: DNA-directed RNA polymerase activity; DNA binding. The transcript has 3 exons. The record is from RefSeq and is a predicted model, not a curated record.
AUGUCUGCUGUGGACCAAGAAGCCGCCGACCAGGAGGCGCGCCUCAGAGAGGUGCGCAAGCUGUGGCGGGCGUGGAGGACGGUACACGAGAUGUGCCAGGACCGGGGUUACGAGCUGGCCGAGGAGGAAGUCAAGAUCAGUUUCGAGAAGUUCGCAUCAGAAUACACGAAUGGCGACGGCACACCAAACCGCGGCAAGAUGCAGUUCUCCGCCCGCCCCUCAGACGCCAUGAUCAAAAAGUUCACCCCGCCGCCGACGGCCGCGGACCCGGACCCGGCCACCGAGUGCGGCACCGUCUGGGUCGAGUUCAUGCAGGAGUCGUCGAUCGGCGUCAAGGAGAUCAAGCGGUUCGUGCAGCACUGCUCGGGCAACAACUUCAAGGCCGGCAUCAUGGUCACCCAGGGCGCCCUGUCGGCGCAGGCCCGCAAGUCCGUGACGGCGACCUCGCAGCUCGUCCAGAUCGAGUGCUUCAUGCAGGACGACCUGCUCGUCAACAUCACGCACCACGAGCUCGUGCCCACGCACGUGCUGCUCAGCCGCGAGGAGAAGGCCGCCCUGCUCAAGCGCUACCGCCUCAAGGAGACGCAGCUGCCGCGCAUCCUGCAGAAGGACCCCGUCGCCCGCUACUUUGGCCUCAAGCGCGGCCAGGUCGUCAAGAUCAUCCGCAUCAGCGAGACGGCCGGCCGCUACGCCAGCUACCGGCUCUGUGUCUGA